AUGUUGCGGCAACCUGGAAUGUGGGGCCAAUGGGCCUCUCCUAUGCACGUGCCAUUUGGACAUGCACCAUACACAGGUCAAACAUUGAUCCGUCAUAGCUGCCAGAUGAUUUGCCACCCCAUGCCGCACCUGGAAAAGUCCUUUAGCCAAGCUCGACCAGACCAUGAGCGUCGGAUGGUUCUAGCCCUUCUGGCGCUGGAAGCUGCAGCCAGCGGCCGGUCGAGCAACGGCUCCAGCCGGCCGAGGCUCAAUUCAGAUCCAGCUUCAUGCAACAAAUGGCAUGGGGUGAACUAUGGGAAUCGCUUUAUACCAGAAGAUUGGAUGAGGCAUCCCUACAAUUUCUUCCAGAACGUCCGCCGAAGUGCACGACGGGUAGCUUUAUGGGAUUUGAAAGGACCAGAAGCAAAACGCAGGAUGAUGUCAUGGCUAGAUGCCACCAUCUUAGAGAGUCACUUUGCAGAGAUGAAAAGCAUGGGCGUGGAAGUGAUACGCGUCCCUUGUGGCUACUGGAACUGGGUCACUUAUGCCCAUGAUGAUGGACCAGAAGUCUCAGGAGUCUACGCCACAGGCCCCAUUCGUGAAAGCAUGAAAAACCUUCAUCGAAUCGCCUCACCGCGGGAAUAUCGGAAAUACUUUGACAGAAUCUUCGAAUUCGCAGAGCGGCAUGGAGUACAAAUAUUGCUGGAUUUGCAUGGUUUGCCAGGAUCUCAAAAUGGAGAAAUCCACAGCGGCGUUUGCAUCGAAUCCAAGGAUGAACAUUUAGGUUUCUUCCAGUGCCAGGCGAACCUUCAAAUGGCGGUUGAAGCAGUCCGCGAAAUGGCGAGAUACGCAAAGAGUAAGCGGAAUCUGUUUGGCAUCCAAGUGAUUAGCGAGCCUCACCUACACACUGAUGAAGGACAUUCAUUCUUGGAAUCUUACUAUCAGCAAGCAAUUUUGGCUGCAAGAGAGUUCCUGGAUCCUUCCGUGCCAAUCGUGCUCUUCGAAUGGACUUACGAGAUGUGCAAAUGGGACGACAAUGCCUUUCCAGAGUCGAUCUACGGCAAAGUUUGCUGGGACACCCAUCUCUACCACUUUCCAUCCUCGGGUCAGACGUGGACCUCGCAGAACAACGGCUUGGAACAAGCAAAGCAAGCGUAUUCCUGGGAUUUGCAGCAACUGCGGCAAUUUUCAAAAGCACAAGGUCGAGACAAGGUCUUCGUUUGUGAGUUCUCCCUUGCUGGGCCAAGUCUCAAUUCACCAGAGACUGUUGAAUUCGCAGAAUGGUUGGUGCAGCAAAUGGAUUUCGCUUGCGCUGGUUCUAUGCUUUGGUCGUACGACAACAGAAUCACUGCGUGGAGCCUGCAACGUCAGUGCCGCGAGUGGGGGGUGGAUUGGAAGCGCAUUUGGGCGACUCGUGACAACGCACGAGAAGGCGCAGUCGUCGGAAUUCGAGCUGCUUCUUUCGGAACGUGGCUGACUGCCAAUGACCAAGGAGCCGUAGAGGCAGAUGCUCCCGAGCACUCUUGGUGGGAAGAGUGGGUUCCAUAUCGGUACAGCGUCCAGGGCAAGGCAAAACUUGCUCUGAGAUCUGCUGCCUUUGGAACGUGGCUCAGUGUCACCAGUGAGGGUGAAGUCACACAAGCUGAGAACAGGUCUGCCUGGGAGGAGUUUUCAGUUCUUUACCAUGCAGAUCAUGAUGGUCAUCAAUGCAUCUCUCUUCAGUCCUUUCAUGGAUCUUGGCUUGCAGUGAGACGCUUCAACGGCCCAGCCAGCCGCUUGUUGCUUUCUUCAGCAUAUUCCAUCCAUGAUACCGAGGUCAACACUGCAUGGCUAGUGAACUGAGUUUCCAGCAACGCGCACGAUGAAUGGUGUGAUUUUCCCGUAUGUUAUCCCGUUUUUCCUGCAUGUCGACACUGUCAAUUUGACAAUUUAUGCAUCUAGAGUAGGAUUAUUAGGACAAACGAAGGCUGGCUGAGAGAGCUUGCUGAUCAGAAUCGAAAGGUGCCAAGAUGC
This is a messenger RNA of Cladocopium goreaui, 1992 nucleotides long. The record is from the annotation of a GenBank genome assembly. Lineage: Eukaryota; Dinophyceae; Suessiales; Symbiodiniaceae.